Messenger RNA from Anolis carolinensis (green anole), 1856 nucleotides. RefSeq names its product dynein axonemal assembly factor 10 (gene dnaaf10). Gene Ontology annotation, molecular function: ubiquitin binding. Lineage: Eukaryota; Metazoa; Chordata; Lepidosauria; Squamata; Anolidae. The transcript is spliced from 8 exons. Bases 1 to 1089 code for a protein of 362 amino acids. The record is from RefSeq and is a predicted model, not a curated record.
AUGUCCUCUCCUUCGGGGACCUCGCUGGAGAAGCCGCAGAUCAUCGCGCACGCGCAGCAGGGCCUGAACUACACCGUCUUCGAGUGCAAAUGGGUGCCCUGCAGCGCCCGCCUGGUCUGCCUGGGAAGCUUCCCAAGAGGCACCGGCGUCAUCCAGCUCUACGAACUGGCCGGGGGCCGCCUCAGCCUCCGCCGAGAAAUUGAAAAGCCAAGGCCGAUUAAAUGUGGAACAUUUGGUGCUGCCUCUCUGCAACAAAGAUAUCUGGCUACAGGGGAUUUUGGUGGAAAUCUAAAUAUAUGGAAUUUGGAAGCCCCAGAAACUCCAGUGUACUCUGCAAAGGGACAUGAAGAAAUUAUAAAUUGUAUUGAUGGUGUUGGUGGCUUGGGGGUUGGAGAAGGAGCACCAGAAAUUGUGACUGGUAGUCGUGAUGGGACUGUGAAGGUGUGGGACCCAAGACAAAAAGACAUUCCAGUUGCAAAUAUGGAACCAGCACAAGGAGAAAGCAAGAGAGACUGCUGGACAGUAGCAUUUGGCAAUGCAUAUAAUCAAGAAGAGCGUGUUGUGUGUGCUGGCUAUGACAAUGGAGAUAUCAAGUUGUUUGACCUUAAGAACAUGACAUUGCGAUGGGAAACCAACAUUAAGAAUGGGGUUUGCAGUGUUGAAUUUGACCGGAAGGAUAUAAAUAUGAACAAAUUGGUUGCUACAUCACUUGAAGGAAAGUUUCAUGUAUUUGAUAUGCGCACUCAGCAUCCAACCAAAGGUUUUGCUUCAAUUUCAGAGAAGGCUCACAAAUCUACUAUGUGGCAAGUUCGACAUCUUCCACAGAACAGAGAUAUCUUUUUAACUAGUGGAGGAGCUGGAAGCCUUCAUCUUUGGAAAUAUGAUUAUCCUGCAGAGCGCUCUAAGAAGGAUUCAGAAGGAACUGCGAUGGGAGUUGCUGGUUCAGUUAGCCUUCUCCAGAAUGUGACAUUGUCCACACAGCCUAUUUCCAGUCUUGACUGGAGCCCUGACAAAAGAGGCCUCUGUGUCUGCAGUGCAUUUGAUCAGACUGUGAGAGUACUUAUUGUCACUAAAUUGAACCGGGUUUGACCAAAGGAUUUCUAAUGAAGAAAAACUUCAUUGGAUUUUCCUAACCAAGCUUCCAGAAGUUUGUUGAAGUAUUGUGUGGCCUUUGGUUGAUAUCACAAAAUGUGAAAAACUUUGACUUGGGUGGGUAUUUACUUCUUUGAAAAUGAAAUGUGCCUUUUUUACACAUUAAAACCUGUUUCCCAUUUAUGCUGAAGUUACACUGGAGUUCAAAGUACUCAACUUUCAUUGAGUCUUGUACAGCAGUUUGCAUUUUUUUAAAAAUUGUUCUCAAUAUGUACUUACAUUCCAUUGUCCACAAAAGCAGUCUUACGACAUUUCAGAAGCCAAUUUUCAGAAUUACCAUGUUUUGUGCUCUCUUGUGUUAUUUAAUUUGUUGUAUGUCAAUAUGGCUUAGGUUGCACUCAUUUUGUGCGUUUAUAAUUUAACUAGAAUAAACAUUAAAUUCUUAAUUUUCUGAUAUUGGCUAAUUGUUUAAAAUAAUAUAAGUAUAUACAGUGAAUUAAUAUUGUAAUUUUUUAAUAGUUCUUUCAGAGAGGAGAAUACAAUAGAUCAGAGUUUCUCCAACUAUUCCUCCAAAUGUUUUGGACUUCAGCUCUCACAAUUAUUAACAACUGUUAAGCUGGCUGGAAUUUCUGGAAGCUGGAGUUCAAAACACCUGGAAGAGCACAGUUUGAGAAACUGCAGUAGAUUAUUAAAUCAAUGAGAACAUGAAUAUUUAUCACAUAAAUGCCAUUGAUUCAGUAAAUUUACUCUGUUUGGAAUUUGCA